Molecule: messenger RNA, 864 nt
Organism: Durusdinium trenchii
Lineage: Eukaryota; Dinophyceae; Suessiales; Symbiodiniaceae
Source: the annotation of a GenBank genome assembly
AUGACCCUGGUGGCCUUCAUCUCUGAUACCAAGACCGAGAACGGCAUCCAGCUGCACGAGCUGGCCACCGCGCCAAAUGUGGCUGGGAAUCUUAUCUCUCAAACUGGUCCGAAGAGGAACGUGGUGGGCCUUUUCGGCAACUCCCUGGAGGAGUUCCAAAGCUCCGGACGCAAACUGGAGGAGAUUGAGGUCCUGGUGCUCUCGGUCUUCAGCGGUGGCAGGGCGGAGGUCAUCAGCGAACUAUGGCCACAUGUGAAGGUGAAGUGGAUCCACUGCCUCUCUGCUGGAGUCGACACCCUGGUGCCGGUGCUCAAGACCUUGCCGGGCGCACUGGAGACGCCGUUGACCAACGCCAAGGGCGCCUUCUCCAGGUCGCUGGCAGAGUACUCUGUAGCAGCGAUGAUGUACUUCAACAAGCAGAUACCGAGACUUCAGGCCCUUGGGAGACGGUCGACCGAUCAGGGCACCGUGGACGUGCGUGGAGCGAUGCGACGCGUAGCGAUCGAGUGUGCGACGAAGCGAUCGAUGGGACGGACGGUGGAUGCCGAGGAGCUCUACGGCAAGACCUGCGGCUUCGUCGGCUUUGGCGACAUCGCGCAGACCACCGCGAAGCUGUGUCGGGCGCUGGGGAUGAGGGUCCUCGGCUGGCGCAACCGACGCGGUCUCCCCGGCGAGGAGCGGGGGCCAUGCCGCGGGCGGAGUCAGGAGGAAUUGGCCGACGCGAUGUUCUACGCGGGGGAUGGGCCACAAGCGAAGGAGGAAGUCUUCAAGCAAUCCGACUUUGUGAUUUGCUCCCUCCCGGGUGGCGAGGCCACCUACCAUGCCUGUGGAGCAGCGGACUUUGCAGUUCGGGGCCCUGGGUGA